GUCACUUAGUCCUGUCCUUUCCUUUGCUGCUAUCCCUGAACUGAGCUCUCAACUCUCAAAAUUGGCAGGAUGUUAAGAUACCUCUUCCUCAUGAAGGCACUUCUUGUUCUUGGGUUCCUGGCAUUCUGGGUAACUGCAGGAGAGCACGAAUUAAGUGGUGGCUGUCCUGCUGACCCUCUUCCAUGUGAGAAACUGUGUGACGGCGACACGUCUUGCCCCCAGGGGCACAAGUGCUGCAGCACUGGCUGUGGCCGUGCCUGCCGAGGAGACAUUCCGGGAGGGCGGGAUGGUCAAUGCCCCCGAAUUCUGAUAGGCCUGUGUAUUGUCAACUGCAUGGUGGAUGAGAACUGUCAACCCGGGGAAAAGUGCUGCAAGUCAGGCUGUGGCCGCUUCUGUGCCCCUGCACUCCAGCUACCCAAACAGCUCACAGACUCCAACAGGGCCAAUGGGUCCAAUCCUGAACUAGAGGCUCGAGCACCCUAGCUGCCUUAAUUGGUCUGGAGUACCAGGAAGCUUCUGGGUGACAUCCUGGGGCUUGUGAAACCCCGAGGACUAUCAGGCCUUCUCCUUGUUUCUACUGCUGCACGGAGCACACAGAAAAACAGCCCCGGAAAUGGUGCUUCUCUUUCCCAAUAAAACGUUGGCAUGGA
Molecule: messenger RNA, 650 nt
Organism: Psammomys obesus (fat sand rat)
Lineage: Eukaryota; Metazoa; Chordata; Mammalia; Rodentia; Muridae
Gene: Wfdc3
Product: WAP four-disulfide core domain 3
Exons: 4
Coding region: 70-483 (137 amino acids)
Biological process (GO): innate immune response; antibacterial humoral response
Cellular component (GO): extracellular region
Molecular function (GO): peptidase inhibitor activity
Source: RefSeq, a predicted model, not a curated record